UCUCCCCAACUUCUGUUUCUUUCUCUUGUUUGAACGACGAGGGACAGUAGCAGUACCAAAAUCGAAAACGAGAGGCAUAUUCGUCGUGGAUUGUUUUGGGAGUUCCAGGUAUUUCACAACCAUAGAAGCUGCUGUGAUGUGGUUGGAUGUGAGUUGUUCGACGAAAUUUCUGACAGACUUGUUACUUCCUGCUUAACAGGGACGGGUAUUCUGCACUGUUAUAGAGGCGCUCGUUUUAAUUGGGAAAAGUAACAAGAAGACAUCCAGAAUUCAAAGGGACUCCAGUAGAUUUCAGAAGUUUUACCCUUUGCAAUGCAUUACUUGUGCCCUAAUUCCCUGGGAUGCUCCUUGGCAAGGGCCUAAGCACCUCUUGUUUAGCCGAGGAAGUUGGGUCUGCUACGAUGCUUCCACUCUCUGAAUGGGAUCCCCUGGGCUGCAUACGUUACCACAUUCACUCUCCCUUUCUCUUUCUCUGGAAGGACAAGCUGUCAAAAUCCCAGUUUACAGCAAAAGCAAUGUCAGAUUUUCAGACCUCGACUCAUCGAUCUAAGUGGAUUUUCACCCGGCAUGAUCUAUUGGAAAAAUACCAGGUCAGUAAUCAAAGAGCUGUGAGAACACUACAUCAGUAUGGGUCAACACGUAUGGAAGUAGACAUUGAUGGGUCGUUGUCUUACCCCGAACCUCAAUUUGACAUAACACAAGCUGAAAAACACUCUUUUCCUAAGCCACUAAGUACUGAAGAAGAGCAACUUAUGCGGGUAUUCUAUGAGCAUAAAAUCCAGGAAGUUUGUGGAGCGUUUGGAUUCCCACAUAAAAUUCAGGCAACAGCCAUCACAUACUUCAAAAGGUUUUAUCUACAAUGGUCUGUUAUGGAGUAUCACCCAAAGCACAUAAUGUUAACUUGUGUAUAUACGUCAUGUAAAGUAGAGGAAAACCAUGUCUCAGCAGAAGAGCUCGGCAAAGGGAUUCAACAGGAUCAUCAAGUGAUUCUCAAUAAUGAGAUGAUAGUUCUUCAGAGUCUAGGUUUCGAUCUUAUUGUGUAUGCACCAUAUCGUUCCAUUGAAGGUUUUAUUGAUGAUAUGGAGGAUUUCUGCCGAGCAAAGGAUGAUACGCUACAAAUAUUGAAGGAUUUACAAGAAAGAGCCAAGUUGGAAGUUGAUAAAGCAAUGCUUACGGAUGCACCCCUCCUUUUUUCUCCCGGGCAGUUAGCAUUAGCUGCUUUGCGCAAGGCAAAUGAUGUGCAUACAGUAGUCGAUUUCCCAAGGUACUUGGAACACGUGUAUUCUCGUCAGCAUUCCAAUCAUAACAUCUCAGAGUUGAUCGAGUGUCUGAACGCUAUAGAUCAUUCGGUAUAUUUUACAUUACACUCUCUAUUUAAGGUGAUGAAACUUAAGAUACCUACGGCGAAGGAUAUGAGGCAUACUGACCGGAAACUCAAAUCCUGUUUGGAUCCAAGCUCACAGGAAGACAGUAAGAAACGGGAGAAGAAAUCCAAGCACAAGUUGCGGAAAAGUUCAAGUACAGCACAUGGAAUGCCCACUGACACGACACUAUGAAAGAAAUAUCAUUCAGAUGAUCGACUUUGCUUUGCAUAAUAGGUAACUUAUUGGGUUUUUAGGGUCCAAAUUUGGGAGUCCUGAGUUGGACACAUAUCUAGCAAUUUAAUUGAUCUACACCCAGUUUUUUCUUGUAUCAAGUAUCUACCUGCAUGGUUUUGGGAAGCAUGAAAUUUGAUUAUCAUGACAAGGAGGUUGGAUGUUAAAUGCCAGCCUUUGACUACAUUAACCACGUGUUGUUUGGGGAUCAUACUGGUGUCUUAUUGUUGUUAACCGUAAUGAAUGUUGCAAAA
This is a messenger RNA of Papaver somniferum (opium poppy), 1849 nucleotides long. Its product is annotated as cyclin-H1-1-like. The transcript has 15 exons. Bases 342 to 1556 code for a protein of 404 amino acids. Gene Ontology annotation, cellular component: transcription factor TFIIK complex; nucleus. Gene Ontology annotation, molecular function: cyclin-dependent protein serine/threonine kinase regulator activity. Gene Ontology annotation, biological process: regulation of transcription by RNA polymerase II; regulation of cyclin-dependent protein serine/threonine kinase activity. The record is from RefSeq and is a predicted model, not a curated record. Lineage: Eukaryota; Viridiplantae; Streptophyta; Magnoliopsida; Ranunculales; Papaveraceae.